Westerdykella ornata is the source of this 1186-nucleotide messenger RNA. Its product is annotated as williams Beuren syndrome chromosome region 22 protein-like protein. Bases 146 to 988 code for a protein of 280 amino acids. Gene Ontology annotation, cellular component: nucleolus. Gene Ontology annotation, molecular function: rRNA (guanine) methyltransferase activity. The record is from RefSeq and is a predicted model, not a curated record. Gene Ontology annotation, biological process: rRNA (guanine-N7)-methylation. Lineage: Eukaryota; Fungi; Ascomycota; Dothideomycetes; Pleosporales; Sporormiaceae. The transcript has 2 exons.
UUGGCACAUUAUUGAAGUGAACAUAUUUGUACACCCUCGCCAGACCGAUAUUCGAGUGGAGAGCUCCGUCCGAAGUAGACCGUCGUAUAUUCAUAGCAUUGUACGACCGGCAAAAUAUCUAAGAAGCACAACAUCUGCCUUCACCAUGUCGCGCCCGGAGGACACUCUUCCCCCGGACCUCUUUUACAAUGACUCCGAAUCCCGUAAAUACACCACCAGCUCGCGCAUCCAAAAGAUCCAGUCCGACAUGACCCACCGCGCCCUCGAACUCCUCGACCUCAAAUCCCCUUCCCUCAUCCUAGACGUCGGCUGCGGCUCCGGCCUCUCUGGCGAAAUCCUCUCCGCCUCCGACGAGGAAGGCACACCGGGUGGACCGCACAUAUGGAUCGGCUUCGAUAUCUCGAGUAGUAUGCUGGGCGUCGCACUGGAGAAGGAAGUCGAAGGGGAUUUGUUCCUUGCCGAUGCGGGGCAGGGUGUUCCGUUCAGGGCAGGGACGUUCGAUGCGGCGAUAAGUAUCUCGGCGAUACAAUGGCUGUGUAAUGCGGAGUCAAGUGAGGAAUCGCCUGCGGGGCGUCUGUCAAGGUUCUUCAACGGGCUUUAUGCGAGUCUACGGCGUGGCGGAAGAGCUGUGUGCCAGUUCUAUCCAAAAAAUGAUGAGCAGAAGAAGAUGAUAUCGGCCGCGGCUGUGAAGGCUGGGUUUGGUGCGGGUCUGCUCGAAGACGACCCGGGAACGAAGAGCGCCAAAACGUAUUUGGUCCUCACGGUUGGUGGAGGCGAGUUGGACGGCGAUAUUACGGGUGUCGUGAAGGGCAUGGAGGGUGUGGAUGUUCUGGACCAGAGACGGAAAGUCAAAGAUCGGAGAAGACCGGAAGACAGGAAAGGCAGCAAGGCAUGGAUUAUAAAGAAGAAGGAGCAAAUGGAGAGGAAGGGCAAGGUUGUGAAGGCGACAUCCAAAUACACGGGGCGCAAGAGGAGGAUAGCAUUCUGAUUUUGCUCGACAUGCAUUGCUAAGGCGUUCGGCGCAAGAUUGGGUAUAAAUAGGAAUCUUUCAUGCAUGCUCCAACCUGCUAUAUACCAAUAGAAGUACACUUCAAUUCACAUCAACUCACUUACUGGUACACAAGACGCUAGACGUAUCCAAAACUCCGAAGGUCAACACACCUUUCAAGUUGAAUAACUCGUCAGC